AUGGUAAUUAGACAACGUCGUAGUGGUGGAACAUCUACUGGUUCAUCUGCUGCUCGUGCUUCAAAUGGUGGAUGGCGAUUCUAUACUGAUGAUGCUCCAGGAAUGAAAAUUGGACCUGUUCCAGUUCUUGUUAUUUCCUUGGCAUUUAUUUUUUCAGUUUUUGUCCUUCACACCUGGGGAAAAUUCACCAGAUCUCACUAA
Strongyloides ratti is the source of this 201-nucleotide messenger RNA. Its product is annotated as Protein transport protein Sec61 subunit beta. The transcript is spliced from 3 exons. NCBI's taxonomy places the organism in Eukaryota, Metazoa, Nematoda, Chromadorea, Rhabditida, Strongyloididae. The record is from RefSeq and is a predicted model, not a curated record. Gene Ontology annotation, cellular component: Sec61 translocon complex. Gene Ontology annotation, biological process: intracellular protein transport. The coding region runs from base 1 to 201 and encodes 66 amino acids.